This is a messenger RNA of Lolium perenne, 1164 nucleotides long. Lineage: Eukaryota; Viridiplantae; Streptophyta; Magnoliopsida; Poales; Poaceae. The record is from RefSeq and is a predicted model, not a curated record.
AUGAAGAUUGGAAAAAGUGACUCGGUCCGAUUAAUGGGGGGCUUCCACAAAGUCCAUAAAAUUUGGAGAAGCGCCAACUUUACCCGCUCGAUCGGGGGAAGGGCGGCGGCCGCCGCCGUGCCCAUCUCCAAAGCUGCUUCCUUUACCUCCGACAAAGGUGCCUCCGGAAGCUCAGGAAAGUUGCCGGCGCCAUCCGCUCAAAGCCUCCAACAAAAUGAGAUUAGGGAAAGGACCGCCGCCGCCGCUCACGCCGCCGCUGUCACAGUCCCCAUUGCUUCCUCCGCCUCCGUUGAAGGAGCGGCGGGAAGCGAAGAAAAGGGGCCGACAUCGUCACCCGCUCAGAGCCCCCGACAAGAGGAGAUUGGGGAAAAGACGGCCGCCGCCGAUGUCAUCUCUACCGCUGCCGCCGUCCCUACCCCCAUGGCUGCUUCCUCUACCACCGCCGCUAGAAGCGAAGAAAAGGGGCCGACGUCACCCACUGGAGGUGGAAGUCUACGCGCCGCCAUAGGGCUGGUUCUCACGGUGGUGGCCGUGGCCGUUACUAUCUUACUGCUGGUGCACUUCCACGGACACCCUAUGCCCCAAGUGUGGACCUUGUCGCUCAGCAUUUGCUCAUACGUUUUCUUCUUCCUCCUCCUCAUCCGCCAUAACCGGUCCUUCUUUGCUGACUUCUACCGGCUCUCCUACGGCCCCAUGGCCGCCUUCUACUCCGCCUACGGGAUAGGGUCAACUACCACCGCCACCUUCGUCCUCCUCUUCAGCAUGGCGUGGGCUUCUGGAAACCUCGGCUACUCUCUCGCCCUGCACCGCCUGCGCGAGGGGACCGAGACGGCUAUCCGAACGGUGCCUAGUUCCUCCUACCCUACCAAGAAUGGUAUCAGAGGAUUCAAUGCCACUCUUCAUAAUGUAGCACCCUUUACAGUGCUACUAUGGACUUUGCUCAUGGUAUUGGUCGUCAACGUAGCGCCCAUGCCAGACGAGCUGUGCGUCCUUAUGGUCCUCUCGUAUUUCGGCUGGAUCCAUGUUGCCCUCUGGAUAAUCGUCGUAACCCUGGUGUACAUGCACCAGUUUCCCCUCAAAGAGCCCGUGAGAUGGUUAUUGCCUGUUCUUCUCAUAGGGAUGCCGCUUUCUCCCACAAUCUGCUUUGCAUCCCUGAUGCAGUGA